AUGGCCGUGCCGCUCUUUUCGGUAGGGGACGUGGACGUGGGCGCGGUGCUCGGUGCGAUCCGCGCAUCCGACUAUGUAAAGGAGCUCGCAUCUGGCGAGGACUCGUCGCCGGAGGAGGCGGUCGCUGCCCUCGUGCAGCCCGCACAACAGGUCGGCUCGGUGGCCGAGGCCGAGGCGGCCGUGCGCAGCCUUCAAGGCGACUGGUCGCGCCGCGUGCUGGUCGUCGCCGAUGCGCAGACCCAACAAGACCAGAGCGUGCUCGUCGUCGAGUUCUCUCCCAAAGACUCGCUGCGUGUCGCGUGCGGCUCGCUGCUCGAAGUGGUGGCGCGUGUCGAUGCGUCGCAGACGCACCUCGCCGAGUUCCGCCGGAUCUGUGGAAGCGAGUUAUACGAUGCUGGGCAGUAG
This is a messenger RNA of Malassezia japonica, 405 nucleotides long. RefSeq lists its product as uncharacterized. Lineage: Eukaryota; Fungi; Basidiomycota; Malasseziomycetes; Malasseziales; Malasseziaceae. The record is from RefSeq and is a predicted model, not a curated record. The transcript is spliced from 2 exons. The coding region runs from base 1 to 405 and encodes 134 amino acids.